Messenger RNA from Cimex lectularius (bed bug), 1204 nucleotides. RefSeq names its product protein obstructor-E-like. Gene Ontology annotation, molecular function: chitin binding. The coding region runs from base 60 to 1001 and encodes 313 amino acids. Gene Ontology annotation, cellular component: extracellular region. The record is from RefSeq and is a predicted model, not a curated record. Lineage: Eukaryota; Metazoa; Arthropoda; Insecta; Hemiptera; Cimicidae. The transcript has 4 exons.
AGAUAGCAUACGGCCGUUCCGAGGUUCAGACGUUUCUUGGCAGUGUCCCAGGACGAGCAAUGGAAGCGACUACCAACUGUUUGCUGUUCGCCGUGAUCGUCGGCGUUGCGUUAUGCCAAAAGCAGACCCAAGAUGACCCUUGCAAGAGUAAGAGUCGAGUCGCUGCAGACGCGACAUACUGCGACCGCUACUGGGAAUGCCAGGACAGCCAGCCGGAACUUUACGACUGUCCCAACGGCCUGGUUUACGCCGGAAAGAACCGAGGUGUUACUGAAGGAUGCGACUACCCCUGGAGAGCCAAUUACUGCGAGGGGAAAACUCAAGCUAACGGGCCUAUCGGGAAGGAACACUGCGGCUGGCUCUACGGCAUCUUCGGACACGAGACGUCUUGCACACGCUACUGGACCUGCUGGAACGGAACUGCGACGGAGCAGCUCUGCAUCGGCGGUUUGCUGUACAACGAAAACACCCACUCGUGCGACUGGCCUGAAAAUGUAGACGGAUGCCAAAAACACCCACUUUGCAAUGAAGAUCCGAAUGGAAACGUUCCUCUUGGAAAAUCGUGCAACAGGUACUGGCAGUGCCAAGGCGGAUACCCUCGUCUCCAGAGGUGCCCAGCUAUGCUUGUAUUCGACAAAAGGACUCUGAGGUGUGUCGUUCCGCCGACCGACGACUGCGAAGUGCCAACGACGGUCGCACCUCCUCCGGAAGAAGCGGACGAAGACGAUCUCCCCAACGUUCCUCAGCCACGUCCUCAGCACCAAUCGUCGCGCCCUCAGCAUUUCCAACAACAACAACAGCAACAACAGCAUCAACAACAGUUCCAACAACAGCCCCAGCAACAACCCCGGCCCCAGCGACCCCAGCAGUUCCAACAGAGACAGGACUUUCAGCCACAGCAGAACUACCAGCAGGCGCAGCAACGCUCCGACGACCUCCCGCCCCAGAUUAACAUCCCUCCUGGCGCCAUCCCUCUCAACAGGAACAGACCAAGGAAUUAGACUUGUACCUUUCCGCUAGCGUGCCAAGAAACCACCAUCCUACCGCACCUCGAACCACACGGGGGUUAGACGCAAUGUGUUUUCGAGAACACAGUUCGAAACAAGACUUUGUAUAUUUAAUUAUUAUAUUGUAUAAUAAGAUAAACUACAAAUAUGAUUGAUUUCUGUAACUUUGUAAAUAUAUUUUUUUUUCUUUGCAGUGA